ACUAAAACCCACGCUUUAAAGGCAAACAAAAAAACCCACACUCUCACAAAAAUGCUUCCUUUUUUAUGCACAUUUUUGGCCACAAACCAAACAUGGAAUUGAGCCAAGAAGGCGCCUUGCGUGAAUUUUGAUUCACAAUUCAAAUUUCUAGCCAUAUAUUGGAUGAAAAUCUUGGAGGGAUUUCAUACGAUACGAUAAAACAAGAGUGUCUGUGUCUGUGAGGAACACCAAGAAACGCUGAAACAGGGCUCAAGAGAUACAGAGAGAGUGGAAGUGUAAGUGGCAUUGUUUUCAAAUUCGAGAAAAUGGGUGAAUCAGCCUGUCUAAUGAGAUCGUUCUCUAGCCCUUCUAAGUGUUCCAGUGAAGUCAAAGAGGGGGACCCCCUUCGUUGCCUAGGAGAAUCAAUCUCCUUCGGCAGGUAUAUGUCAGAACCUCUUGCUUGGGAGAAAUGGUCAGCGUUUUCCCACAAUCGCUACUUAGAAGAAGUCGAAAAGUUUUCCAAACCCGGCUCUGUUGCUGAGAAGAAGGCUUAUUUUGAAGCUCACUACAAGAGAAAAGCUGCUGAGAAAGCAGCAGCCUUGCUUGAGGUAACAAAUGCAAGUGCCAGUAAUGUCUCAGAGUCAGUAAAUAUGUACAAAAAUUGUGACAGCUUCUCCAACAUAGAGUCGGCGAAUGGAGAGAGCCAUAUGGUUGUCGAUAAACAACAGGAAAAUUUUGUGCCAAAUUCUGAGGUAGUAGUAUGCCCAGCUGAUAUGAGUGGCCCUAAUCCAAAUGUUGAAGGGAAUCAAUUGGAUGUUUCCAUGGUGGACGGAGCAGAAGCAGUGGUUCAAGAAAAUGUUAAUUUGGCGAAUCCUAUUCAGGUUGAAAUCUCAAACGAGUUGGAAAAUGACAAAGACCAAGACGAUAUUGUUGCCACCCAAGAAGAGAAGAUUCCAAAUAAGGAAGCAGUUGGCGAGGAGAAUCUAGCUUCAACGAACAAGAAAAGAUUGAUAAACUCUUCCCCAAGGUUAUCCACUAAAGGUAUAGCAUCCAAGGCCCCGAUGUCUCCUGCCAAACAAGCAACUCGUGUGCAAACCAUAAAUGGGAAAAAUGUCACUCAAAAGGGUAAGAAAUUUUCGUCAGACUUAGUUGACAAGAGGAGAUUGACUGGAAAAUCUCUCCACAUGUCAAUCCAUUUCAGUUCUCAUGCUGGUGAAAGUGAAACCAGUAAAAUAACUUCACCAGUUGUGGAGAAGACCAGAAAUUCAAGAAGUAAUACUACUAUGUUUAAUAUCUCCAUGAAUAAGCCGGCUUCUCGACAAAGUACAGCUAGGGCAUCUGUUAAUGGGGUAUUAAAGCAGUCUUCAGCAGACCUAUGGUCCAUAGAUAGAAGGGAAAAAACAUUACUUAAUAAGUCGGUGGCUGGUGCAAUUGCAGAUGGGAUAUGGACAUCCUCCUCAAAAGACCAAUCUUCUACUGCAAAUGGAACUAAACCACGACCCCCUAUUGCAUCAUGUCCUUUUAUCUUCAAGAGUCAAGAAAGAGCAGAAAAGCGUAAAGAGUUCUUUCAGAGGCUGGAAGAGAAGAAAAAUGCCAAGGAGGCUGAAAAUAAGCAGCUGCAACUGAGAUAUAAUAAAAAGGAAAAAGCUGUAGGGGAUGUUAAUAAACUGCGUCAGUGCACUGGCUUAAAAGCCAAACUAAAUCAAGAUCGGUCUUCAGGAUCACAAUUUCCAAGUAACCAGUUGAACAAGAUACCUCUGGCACAGCCUCGGUCACCAAAACUUGGAAGGCAGUCUACUCUCAGGAAGGCCCUGGACCCAAGCUCUAGGCCUUCAGUCAAUUCUCACAGCUCCAACUAUGCCACAAAAAAAUAUAAAGUGAGCACAAAUAGAUCAGUGCCUUCUAUUUUGAAGAAGAAUGCUCAUGAGAAUUCUCCUCCCAAUAUCCAGAGUUGAGGGUGUCUAGCUUAGGAAAGUGCAUGAAGAUUGAUUGACUCCGACGGUUACCACUCUCUAACCAAGAAGAAAGGAAAAGGAAAAUAAAAAAAAUUACGGCCCACAAGGGCCAGAACUACUAUUUGUAAGCAGGGCGUGUAUUUGUGAGGUCUGUCAAUUAGAAAUUUUGUAGGGCUCAUCUUUCAUUUUUAUGUUUGCUUCUUUGUUCUUUGUUCUUUUGGCGAUUGUAAAUAGCUUUUAACCGCACUGGUCAUGAUUAAUAUAUAAA
This is a messenger RNA of Prunus mume (Japanese apricot), 2202 nucleotides long. Its product is annotated as TPX2 (targeting protein for Xklp2) protein family. Lineage: Eukaryota; Viridiplantae; Streptophyta; Magnoliopsida; Rosales; Rosaceae. The record is from RefSeq and is a predicted model, not a curated record.